AUGGACUUGGACAGCGAAAGCAGCGUGGACAACGUUGAUAGUAGCGAUGAUAAUACUUCCGGUGAAUCGAGCACACUCCCAAGCUUUGAAGAGGAUAGUCAGAGUGAAGAUUCCGACCAAAGUACAUCAACCGAGGAUCAAUCGUUCGCACUCUCUGAGGACUCUGACAGGACCUUUGAGGGAUUUAGUGAUCUUCCAGAUACUGGAGUGAUAUCAACUGAUAACCUGAAAGUUGUUAGAUCCCACGAUUCUAACGAGGAAGACCGACAACACUCCCUCGAAUGCUUGGACAGGGCAGUCUCAGAAGAUGUUGAAAACAAAGCGCCGGCAAGCCUGUCAGACGCAUCAGUUAGUCCUCAACUUUUAAACCACUUUCAGAACCCGCCGUCAGGCGCUUCGUCUGGUAGUUCGUCCACAUCCACAACCGUGUCGAGCAAUGAUGGCCAAAAAAUUAACUGUGAAACCACUUCUGUCUUGCAAACUACUGAUAAUGACCAUUUAAAAACCUUAGAAAAUGUGGCUGCUUAUGAGCUAAGCUCUUCAUCCGACAAUGAAAGUUCAAGAAGCUCCGAAUCUGAUGACUACGAGUCUCCAAUAAUACCGAAUGCGCUUUCGAGACGUAGAGUCCGCACACGACUAAGCCGAAAAGGGCGACAAGGCCGUAUACGAAGGUGA
This is a messenger RNA of Lachancea dasiensis, 675 nucleotides long. The record is from the annotation of a GenBank genome assembly. Lineage: Eukaryota; Fungi; Ascomycota; Saccharomycetes; Saccharomycetales; Saccharomycetaceae.